UGGUCUGGACAGUAGUAGCAGUUUCCAGUGCAUCAACUUGCUCAAGACUUUAGCACAAGGAGGCCGCACUAUCAUAUGCACCAUCCAUCAGCCUUCUGCUAAGCUGUUUGAAAAAUUUGACUACCUCUACGCACUAGCAGAGGGACAGUGCAUCUACCGUGGAGCUAUCCAUGGGCUCAUUCCAUUUCUGUCAGCAAUGGGCUUAGAGUGCCCCUCUUACCACAAUCCUGCUGAUUUCUUAAUGGAAGUUGCAAGUGGAGAGUAUGGCGAGUUUACCUAUAAGCUCACCACUGCAGUGAGGUGUGGGAAAUGCGACAAUCUUGGUCCAGACAACCACCUUGCGGUGAGAGCCAAGCAGCAAAUUAUUGUAGCUCUAGACGAUGAUGAGCACAGAGAGUCUGGGGGGGGUAGCAGUCCACUUGGAGUAACUAAGGGGGAUGCGAUGGUCAACAUGCCCCCAGCUCGGCACUCUCUUCUUGCUUCUGAAGAUGAGAGUAUUGAUGAUAUUCCUAAUUCCUUUCCCACAUCUGGCUGGAAGCAGUUUGUCAUUCUGUUCAAGAGAACUUUCCUCUCUAUUAUCAGAGAUGGGGUAAGUGGGUUAAGUUUUCCUGGCUCUUAAUAUGGCCUAGGGUAA
This is a messenger RNA of Cherax quadricarinatus, 634 nucleotides long. The record is from RefSeq and is a predicted model, not a curated record. Lineage: Eukaryota; Metazoa; Arthropoda; Malacostraca; Decapoda; Parastacidae.